Messenger RNA from Racocetra persica, 159 nucleotides. Lineage: Eukaryota; Fungi; Glomeromycota; Glomeromycetes; Diversisporales; Gigasporaceae. The record is from the annotation of a GenBank genome assembly.
GAGAUGGUAGUUUCAUCGUUGGCAUCGGUAUUUGGGGUAUGUUGGUUAGACUUAUUUGCUUAGACGUCGUUUCACCUGUCCUCACUGAGGGUGAUGCAUGGGCGAGUGUGGAUGUGUAUGAAAGGAAAUUAAUAGGCAUUUUUUGUUCAAUCAAAGCAG